AUGAACUCAACUUCCUCUUUCAACAACAAAUUUUUCAGUUAUCAGCAGGAUCUGUGUCACCCAGAGUUAGGCUUUUUCACUCCCAGCUCCCUGCAAAGAAACAGGAGUGUUAAUUCCGACAAGCCUCCAGGGGAUUUUAACUCCACGGCUUACCUUGAUGAAUAUACUGAAAUAUUCAAGAUGGGUAGCAACAGUACCAGCAAUGCUGAGACUGACUGCAGUGCUAUUAAUGUGACAUUUCAGAACUCCCUUUAUGCAACUACCUACAUCCUCAUAUUCAUCCCUGGUCUUUUGACCAAUACUGCAGCCUUGUGGGUUCUGUGCCGCUUCAUCAGCAAGAAAAAUAAAGCCAUCAUUUUCAUGAUCAAUCUCUCUGUGGCUGAUCUCGCUCACGUGCUGUCCUUACCUCUCCGGAUUUACUAUUACAUCAGCCACCACUGGCCUUUCCCAAAGGCCCUUUGCUUGCUGUGCUUCUACCUGAAGUAUCUCAACAUGUAUGCCAGCAUUUGUUUCUUGACAUGCAUCAGCCUUCAGAGAUGUUUCUUUCUCCUCCAGCCCUUUAGGGCCAGAGACUGGAAGCGUAGGUAUGACGUAGGCAUCAGUGCUGCCAUAUGGAUCAUCGUGGGAACUGCCUGCUUACCAUUUCCCCUUCUGAGAAGCACCUACUCAUCCAACAACAAUCAGUCCUGUUUUGCUGAUCUUGGUUACAAGAAAAUGAAUACAGUGGCUUUGGUUGGAAUGAUUACAGUUGCUGAACUUGCAGGAUUUGUGGUCCCAGUAGUUAUCAUCGCAUGGUGUACCUGGAAAACUACUAUAUCCUUGAGGCAGCCACCAAUGGCUUUCCAAGGAAUCAGUGAGAGGCAGAAAGCACUGCGGAUGGUUUUUAUGUGUGCUGCAGUCUUUUUCAUCUGCUUCACUCCUUAUCAUAUUAACUUUUUUUUUUACACGAUGGUGAAGGAAACCAUCAUUAGCAGUUGUCCCAUUGUAAAAAGCACACUGUAUUUCCACCCCUUUUGUCUAUGCCUUGCAAGUCUCUGUUGUCUUUUGGAUCCAAUUCUCUAUUAUUUCAUGGCCUCAGAGUUUCGUGACCAACUAUCUCGCCAUGGCAACUCUGUGACCCGUUCCCGCCUUAUGAGCAGGGAGAGUGGUUCAUCAAUGAUUAGCUAAAAAUAAAAUAAUUCUUCAGUUGUGACUUUAA
Hyaena hyaena (striped hyena) is the source of this 1198-nucleotide messenger RNA. RefSeq names its product P2Y receptor family member 10 (gene P2RY10). The transcript is spliced from 2 exons. Gene Ontology annotation, cellular component: membrane. The record is from RefSeq and is a predicted model, not a curated record. Bases 1 to 1167 code for a protein of 388 amino acids. Gene Ontology annotation, molecular function: G protein-coupled receptor activity. NCBI's taxonomy places the organism in Eukaryota, Metazoa, Chordata, Mammalia, Carnivora, Hyaenidae. Gene Ontology annotation, biological process: positive regulation of Rho protein signal transduction; phospholipase C-activating G protein-coupled receptor signaling pathway.